AUGGCUGUUGCACCACACACCCGACCGAGUCGACUUGUUCCGAGCAAGACAGCAAAUCGCCAGAAACAGUGUCGUCGUAAAUCAACUCUGAUGACAAAGGCAUGCGAAUACAGCAAGAUGUGUGAUGCAGAUGUCUGUCUGGGCAUCCGUCUCCGUGAGACGGGCCAAAUAUACAUUUUUUCGGCGGAUGCUUCGGGAUUUUGGGCCUUUCUUAGCUCUCAGCUAGGCUCAUUGGCUGUGAGGGAGCGCAAAUCUUACAUCGCUGGGCUCGUGGCAGCGACAGCCGUGGUCACGGAAGCUCUCAAGCCCGCGGGCAAGAGAGGGACACUAUGA
This is a messenger RNA of Penicillium canescens, 333 nucleotides long. RefSeq lists its product as uncharacterized. Lineage: Eukaryota; Fungi; Ascomycota; Eurotiomycetes; Eurotiales; Aspergillaceae. The record is from RefSeq and is a predicted model, not a curated record. The coding region runs from base 1 to 333 and encodes 110 amino acids. Gene Ontology annotation, molecular function: protein dimerization activity; DNA binding. The transcript has 2 exons.